Perca fluviatilis (European perch) is the source of this 565-nucleotide messenger RNA. RefSeq names its product cytochrome c oxidase subunit 4 isoform 1, mitochondrial (gene cox4i1). Bases 110 to 550 code for a protein of 146 amino acids. The transcript is spliced from 4 exons. Lineage: Eukaryota; Metazoa; Chordata; Actinopteri; Perciformes; Percidae. The record is from RefSeq and is a predicted model, not a curated record. Gene Ontology annotation, biological process: mitochondrial electron transport, cytochrome c to oxygen.
GAAAUAUCGUAAAACGAGAUUUCACCGCUUGUAACGUAGACUUACGUAUUUCCGGUCACAGUCAUACUUCCUUUCAGACCAUCGGCGGACGGGAGCAAGGAAGAGACAAAUGCUGGCCACCAGAGCACUUCGACUUGUUGGCAAACGUGCCAUUUCCACAUCUGUCUGUGUACGUGGAGGACAUGGUGUUGCGAAGGUAGAGGACUACACCCUCCCUGCCUACUUUGACAGGCGGGAGAAUCCCCUCCCGGACAUCAGCUAUGUGCAGAACCUGAGUCCAGAGCAGGCGUCCCUGAAGGAGAAGGAGAAGGGCUCCUGGGCUGCACUCUCUGAUGAGGAAAAGAUUGCAUUGUACCGCAUCAGCUUCAAACAGAGCUUUGCUGAGAUGACCCAGGGAUCGUCAGAGUGGAAGUCUGUGGUUGGAGGGAUGUUUUUCUUAAUUGGAUUCACUGGCUUGGUUGUGCUCUGGCAGAGAAAGUAUGGUAUGUCUGCCAAAAAGUGUAAUGGAAAGAUUAGAAAUUAUGUGUCUGCAAAUCUAUUCAGGAUUUGAUGUAGUGAUGCUUCU